AUGUUUGACGUUCAUCUCGGUCUGGUCUUGAUCGAGUAUACUGAAACGGCCAAUCACGAAAAAUCCAAUGCUAAAGCCACCCAUCCUGAAGCUGGAAAAGCAGAGCCUACAGUAUCAACCGAGAUCAAAGACAAAGCUCUCGAAACUGCCACAAAGCCCGCCGAAGCCGUUUCGGUCGCCGCCUCGUCUAGAAAGAUCUCACAUGUAUUUCCCUCUCGUCCUGCUCAUGUUGUACGCGCUCCCUCUUCCGGGUGA
Messenger RNA from Puccinia graminis f. sp. tritici CRL 75-36-700-3, 255 nucleotides. RefSeq lists its product as uncharacterized. The record is from RefSeq and is a predicted model, not a curated record. The transcript has 3 exons. Lineage: Eukaryota; Fungi; Basidiomycota; Pucciniomycetes; Pucciniales; Pucciniaceae. Bases 1 to 255 code for a protein of 84 amino acids.